CGGCGACGCGUUAGUAGAGAAACCUUAUUAGACGUCCAGCCGCACAGAGAGAAAGAGGAGAAAUAGUAGAUAGACCUGCGCGCUGGAGGACAACUGGGUUGGCUUCUAAGUUAUUAUUAACAUCAAAGCGUGGGUGCUUUUUUUCUUUAAAGAUGAAGACAUCUUGAGGAUGGGUUGCACACAUUUGCAGUAAAAAGUCUGCAUCAUCGCGCACGAAAGAGAUUUUUUUUUUCACCGUCGGCUGGAGUUAAAACACAUCCGAUCACAAGGAGGAGGACCGAAGAUUGGAAGGCAUGUCGUCGGAAAAACACGGUCUCGAUGACUCUGGACGUCAGACCAUGCAGCCUCCUCCGUACCUCCCUGGCCCGCAAGACCCUAACGUACCCCAACACCCUAACAUGCAGCCUGCACCGGGCACCCAACCCAACUACCCUCCUCCGCCUCCUCCUCCGGGCUCAAACGGAUACCUACAAGAAACCCAGUUCCACUGCGGCCCGAUGGGAUCCCAGGGGCCCCCGCAGGGCUACACAGUCCAGACCCAGGGCCCCGGAGGCACCAUGGCCCCCCCCCCUGUAGGAUACCUCCACCCUGGCUACCCGCUUCAGCUACAGCCCUGCACAGCUUAUGUACCCAUCUACCCUAUGGCAUCGGGUCAAACCUACUUGCCAGCCACUAACGGCCAUCCAGGGAUCCCGCCGGGCCAGAUUCAUCCCAUGCAAAUGCCACCCAGCAUUACCCUAAUGGACCGUCGACCGCCACACGACUACCUGCCCAUCGCCGUGCUCACCACCGUCUGCUGCUUCUGGCCAACAGGCAUCAUUGCCAUCAUCAAAGCAGUGCAGGUGCGUACGGCGAUAGCCAGAGGGGACAUGGUGACGGCGGAAAUAGCCUCCCGCGAGGCGCGCAACUUCUCCUUCAUCAGCCUGGCUGUUGGCAUUGCCUCCAUUGUGCUGUGCACCAUCCUCACCGUGGUAAUCAUCAUUGCCUCGCAGCACCAUGAUGACGACUGGGAGCCGUAACUCCGUGCAGUGUCUGACAGAUGGGAAAUCAUGGCAUAUAUUAGCUAGCUAACUACUCUCAAUCGUUUGGAGGAAAUAGGAGCACUGAAAAUGCACACAAACUGCUACUGCAUUGCUGGCCCUCUGUGUACAGCUACACACACACAGCUCUGACCUAACCUGCUGCCAUCAAACACACACCGAUGACCAAAAAGAGCUAAUCACAGAUGAUGUUCAAACGUUACGUACAAGCAGCUGUCAAAUGAGGUCCAGUAUUGCUGUUAGCACAGCUGGCGCUUAAUAUUUACCCUCAGAUAAGAGCUGCAAGAGCGGCUCCUUGCAUUAACAAUUCAUUUGAUGCUGAUUAAUUCAUACGGAUGAUGUAGUUAGAUGAGAGGAUAGGUCACUGUGUAUUUCAGUUUUACAUAUUCCAAUGACAAAAUCUACCAAAUGGGCCCACACAAAUUCAUUUUUAGGACAUUUAAAUGCAUAUUUUUGUUUUACAAGUACAAGUAUACCUGUGUGUUUUUCUUUAAAAACAAAAAAAAACACCAUGUUGAAACAGUGUUGAUUUACAGAAUAGUAUUAUUGCUGAUGCACUUGGAUAAGAGACUGUAAAACUGAUUUAAAGUGUUGGGGGUGUGAUCAAUACACAUUUAACACACCAAAUGGAGACUGGACUGACAUAAAAGAGAGUCUAAUGUAACCAAACACAGAGUAUUUAUUUGAGAUCGUAUGUUUACGUGUUACAUGGACAUUUUAGCUGGAUGAGAUGGUACAUAACUUGUGAAUUAUAUGUUUGUCAGUGUAUUUAAAAUAUGUUAUUUAUUAAUUUAUUCAAUAUCUACCCAUGCAUUGACUUUAUCUGCUAUAAUUUACAGUAUAUCAGUAGUUUAUUGCAGCUAUCUGAAACUUUGAAAUUGGCUUAAAUUUGAUAUCUGAUGAUGAUGAUGUUGCACUUUGUAGUAACCAGAUAAAAUGACGCUGCUGCUUACAUUCAUAGUUCUUAUAGUGCAUGAUGAAUAUAAAUUUAAGCUAAAAUAGCUUUUGUCCCAGCUGUUUGUGGGGAUAUUUCCUAAAAUGUCUACAAGUGUGUGGUACAGUAUUUUUCAAAAUGUCGAACAAGCUACCGUCAAAACAAAAAAAGGAGGCAAUUUAGAUAUUAUAUUAGAUAAGUAUUUGAAUCUUAGGUUUACAAAUAUUGUUUUUGCAAGUAUUUUAGAAGUGUAUUAAGCCUAGUUUGUGUUGCACAUCACUUCCCUCUUUAAUCAAUCAGACAAUGUACAUGAAACUUUAGUGCAACAUCACACUUAUGAGGCAACAUAACCCUGCAUGUCAUCCUCAGUUUGUUUCCAUUUGUCUUAAAUAUUGAGGUUAGAUGUGCGCUGUGAGCUCCUAUAACUUUGUUUCACUAUUGUAAGAGUGAGUCAGGGUUCAGUGUGGUUUCCAUAAUGUAGCGUAGCUCUAAGCAGCAGGUGUACUGUUGUUUGUAAGAGCUGUAACAUUACAGUAUGAACUAUUAUGUGACGUUACAGGGGUUAUGGGAGCGCUGAAAAUGAAUGUUUCCGAUAGGAGAGAGAGAAAACAUUAUAAUGACUAUACUGUGUAGUAGCACUUUCCGCUCUAUGAAAUCUUUCCUCUCGUCCCCUCUCUUUUUGUCUUUCUCCUGUCCACAUGAGUUAUUGGACCUAUAAAUAUUCCCCUUUCUUCUGUUGGUCCCUAUGAUGAUGCUAUUUUUAAAAACAAUUAUACAGAGAUAUUAAAAAUUAUGAAAAUUAUGUUUGGUGACAAUGAACACGAAUAGUCAAUAUAAAUACAGUUUAUUCUGUAGUUUAUAUAUUCUUAUUCUUAUUAUUUAUUGCAUUUUAUCAUCUCCAAUGUAUGAUAUUAAGUACAUUAAACACAUCUGGGCCCAUAUUUAUCAAACUUGUAAAAAAUAACAGUUAAAAAUGCUCCGAAAAUCACAUGUAUCUUCAGAGCAGAAUUAACAAAUCAGAGACAAGGAUUUACCAAACAACUGCCUUAUUGCACCUCAUUGUCGUUUUUUACACUUUGGUCUUUGUAUGUAUUUAAAAAAGGAGAGAAAUAUUGUGUUAAUUAGUAAGUUUUAGAGGUGCUAGUAGGUGGAUUUUAUUACCGUUGGACAUACCCAGACUUUCCCUGCUGUUGCUAAGCUAACCAGCUUCUGGCUGUAGUAAGCGUGGUAUCGAUCUUCUCACCUAACUCCCACAUAAAUAAGCCAUUUAUUUAAUUGAGUAAAAGUGAAGGAUUUAUACUUUUACACUUGAUCCCUAAAUUUCACUUUUGUGUUUGAUAAAUACAGGCCCUGUCCUUAUAUUGACACAAUGAUUUUAAGUGUUAGAAGAGUAAAUGAAGCACAGUGCUGUUUAAUAUUAUUAUUGUAAAGACGGCUCUGACAGUGAGUGUGUGUCUACUGAAUAGAGUCACUAGCAUAUCUAGUUUACAUGCUGCAUCUCCCUGUGUGCUUUCUGAUAGGACUCUUCUGUGCUCAGCAACAUGAAUCGUAGCUGUUCACUACACAGCUGGGAGAUGUGUUCCUUAUUUUGUUUUCUGUUUUUUUCUUUUUUUUUUGAGCUUGUAAAUGCCAUGGGUUGCUUGUUCAAAGAGCCAAAAAAUUACCUGUGUUCAUGUGGUUCUCUUGGGGUUUAUUAUUCUAAUUAUGUUCAUGGCUGUGUUGCACAUGCAUUGGUUGUUUCUGACUUCAGUUGUUUGAGUAAUGAAUAAAAGAACAAUUUUGGGAUGUGAACGAUAA
Micropterus dolomieu (smallmouth bass) is the source of this 3771-nucleotide messenger RNA. It is a transcript of the gene prrt1, whose product is annotated as proline-rich transmembrane protein 1. The record is from RefSeq and is a predicted model, not a curated record. Lineage: Eukaryota; Metazoa; Chordata; Actinopteri; Centrarchiformes; Centrarchidae. Bases 294 to 1019 code for a protein of 241 amino acids. Gene Ontology annotation, cellular component: membrane. The transcript has 4 exons.